GAGAGCGCUGUCGGUUAAGGCAGGCGCAGUGUGAUUCUGCUCAACUGCAUCAAACUUAGUAGUUGACGCGCCGCUCCUGAUAAACACGCUGAUCAGCGGAGCUCCGGACCCGGGAGGAGGAGUAGCACCAGCGGCCCCUGCACUGACCGGAGCACCGGCUUUCCGCCCGGGAGGCGCAAUCUGACUCUCAGGGUCGACCCCCCCACUUUUCUGAGGUGUGUGUCCCCCACUAAGCGCCCCACCACGGCCCUCACCUGUGUGUUGCGGUGCUUCCCCUGCGAGCCGUCCUGGGCCGGCAGCCCGUUCCUGCACCGCCCCCACACGCCGCCCAUGGUCACAAUGACGCGCUCAAAGACCUUCCAGGCCUACCUGCCCACAUGCCACCGCACCUACAGCUGCAUUCACUGCCGUGCACACCUGGCCAACCAUGACGAGCUCAUCUCCAAGUCCUUUCAAGGAAGUCAAGGAAGAGCCUAUCUCUUCAACUCUGUGGUGAAUGUGGGUUGUGGUCCAGCAGAGGAGCGAGUGCUACUCACCGGCCUACAUGCAGUAGCAGACAUCUACUGUGAGAACUGCAAAACCACACUGGGAUGGAAAUAUGAGCAUGCCUUCGAGAGCAGCCAGAAGUACAAGGAGGGGAAGUUCAUCAUCGAACUGGCUCAUAUGAUAAAGGAUAACGGCUGGGAAUGAACGGAGUUCACCGAGAGGGCGUGGCCUCUGAGAGGCGAGAGCAGAGUUUGGAUGAAACCCACUAAGUAUGUGCUUGCGUGGGUGAAUAGUGAAUGAUUGAAGCUGGUUUGAUGUUGCCUUUCUUCCAAAGUUCUACCUAACAUCCCCCACACACACACACACACACACAUAACCCCACAAAACAACACGCAUCACACACUCCUGGUCGCUGGGGCAUGAUGGAGUAUGUUUAUAUGUGUGGGUGUGUGUGUGUGGGUGUGUGUGUGGAUGUGUGUGUGUGUGUGUGUGUGUAUGGAUUAGGUUGAAAAGAUGGACAAACAUGCACCUGGUAAACAGGUGUACAGACAUGUACAGUAAAAUCUACUCAUAGAAAACAUAGAAAAAACACCUUAACAGACACUUGCAUGUCUCUCCCAUCCCAUCCCAGCCUGAGUGCAUCAGACAGCCCCGUGUACGCAUGUGUAAGGGUGGGUAUCAAAAAUCGAUUCUAAAAAGGUACCGACCGAAAUGGCUAACAAAAAACUGUUUUUAUUUAUUUAUUUAUUUAUUUUAUUUUUUUAUACAGCGAGGUAAACAUUUUGAAGUGCUCUAAAGUCUGGCUCUACUUCUAAACAUUCAUCCACACUUUAUUUUAUUCAAAUUGUCGACACACUCUUGCUGUGUGAAGUCUUUUAAGUGCUCUCUCGCUCACUCACUCACUCUGUCCCUAUUCGUCUCUCUCUUGCUCUUUCUAUCUCUCUAACUUCUCUCAAACUCUCUCUGUCUCUCUCUCGCUCACUCACCCACUCACUCUCACUCUCUCCCUUUCUCUUGCUCUGUCUAUCUUUCGCUCUGUCUCUCUCUCACUCUCUCUCUCUAUCCUGAGAUGGUGCAAUAUAGUAAAAUAGACUCUGACGGAUCUAAACCACACGACAUUUAUAUUAAUGUCCCCUCACAAUAAUGCAGAAAUACCGGCAUUUAACAAAAAAGGUAUCAUGAUUAUAAGUCAUUUUUAAAUGUAUUAAUUAUAUUAAAUAUAAUUUAUCAUUAUAUAUCAUGUUCAAUCUAAUGCUCAAUCUAAUGAUUCUUUUGUUUUACAUUUAAAUGCCCAUCAGUAAACGAUUAAGAAAUAUGUGAAACGUUUGAUAUUUGCACUCAAGUAAAAAAAAAUGCCUUAAAUAUACAGUUUCCAUUAAACUAUUCAGCAACCAAUUAUUAACCUUUAAGAAGUGAGCGUUUUAUGUUCAUUUUUCUUAAAAGUAAUACGAACUCUUGAAAUCUGAACUGCAUCCAGCAGUAUGUUUAGGAAAAUAUAUAUAGUUUAAACAGUAUAAGUAAAGCUGCUGUUUUUGCUUUUAUUAAAGCGACACAAACAAGAAAAAUGAUCAAUGUUUUGUUUAAUUCCAACAAGAUCUAAAUAAAAAGAGAAUAAGAUUACUCAUCAUGUCGGCUGUGAAAUAAAUACAUUGUGUAAGAAUAAUUAUCUUAUCAUAUAAUAAUAAUGAUAAUAAUUUGGUUACAAUUAAGAUCGGUAUCAAAUUUAAAGUAUAGUAUUGAUAUUGAACGUAUUAGACCGAUACCCAGCCCUACGCAUAUGUGUGUGUGUGUGUGUGUGUAUGUCCGGGUGGCGCACUGCACUUGGCAGGACCAUGGCUGUGGGGUCACAGAGUUGAAGGGUAUUUCUCCACACUGAGUGAAUGAAGAGAAAGCUAAGGCGAUUAGCCCAAAUCCAGCCGAGUGCGGCUACUGCCAGCUCGGCCAAUGAGGAAGGGUCUCUGAAUGGGCCUCUGAUGAACCGACCAAUGAAGGAGGCCCAUAUGAGGGGCUAAACCAGUCCAAGAUGGCAGAGAGACGCCUCGCCACUGUCCCGACGCCGACAUCGCUCCUCCAUCGUGAAUGAAAAGCGCUCCCUUGCCCUUACGUACUUUAGCGAAUGUUAGCCUGUGUAUGUAGCCGGUUACCUGGUGUUGUACCUGGACCUGCCCUAUAGUCUGUGUUCAGUGUUCGCCAUUUGUGCUGCUCCUGCUCUCACUGUGUAAUCAACCAUACCGUCUUUAUAGAGAUGACCUUAAACGAGUACUCCAAUAUUUUUAACCUCUGUCUGCUUCAUCUGUAGUGUACGGUUCAUUACCACACUAGCAGGGGUGUGAUAAGAUCUCGUGCCACGAAAUCCUGCGAGAUUUUUCUCGUCAAGGUGUUAAAUGUGUCUCGUAUGAUUAUGCACAGGUAAAACAGCAGCCCAAAUUAAUUACUCGAUUAUUUUAGUCAGCAAUAUAAUAAUGUUUUUUUUUUUGUUUUUUGUUUUUAUUUUUAAUAACUUUUUUUUUUUUUUUUUGUCAAUUACCCAACCCGCUCAUUAGGACUCCCCCUAUCACUAGUAAUUCCCACACCAGGAGGGUGAAGACUAACACAUGUGCACCUCCAAUACAUGUGAAGUCAGCCACCGCUUCUUUUCGAGCUGCUGCUGAUGCUGCAUUGCCGAGCAGCCAGUGCGCUCGAAGGAAAGCGCAGCGACUCGGCUCCGGUACAUCAGCUCACAGACACCCUGUGCUGUGGACAUCAACCUAGGAGUGAUUUGGGGAGAGAGCACCAUCUACCCACCCAGAGGGAGCAGGGCCAAUUGUGCUCCCUCUGAGCGCCGGCAGCUUGAUGGCAAAGCUGCAUGAGAGGGGGGUUUGAACCUGCGACCUCCCGCUCAUAGUGGCAGGGCUUUAGACCGCUGGACCACUCGGCGCCCCAAUAUGAUAAUGUUUGAUACCUCAAAAUAAGUCAUGAUACGGUUCGAUACGAUCCAGUUUGAUACGAUUCAGUUCGAUACUGGAUUUGCACUGGAUCUGUAUAUACGAGCAGCUUUAGAGUUACUAGAGUUUAAUCUCCACAGUAAAGAAAGUCUUUCAGUGUUUUUCUCUGAAAGAAUUUUCUUUAGUAAAAUCAGCUGAUCAACAUGUUCAGGAGACAGAGCCCUGCUCUCAGAACCUACAGCUCCACCUGCUGGCGCUCAGAGUCAACACAAGCAUGUGCUUGGCAAACAGCAGCAGCAUAGCACAGAGAGAAAUUAUGCUAAUAAUGUUUAAACAUAUUUGUGUCACAUUUAAAGCAUUAGAUCGUUUGAGCCUUGCGUUUCCGCUCACACCUUCCGCAUUCACAUUUAAACCACGAGCAAUGCUAAAGCACGGACACAUGCAGAGGCAGUGUGUAGAGAUUCAGUCAUAGGUUGCCAAGUCUGGAUAGAACCCUCAAGACGGAUUGCCAGUUGAAUACAGAACCCUCACUGGGGGGAUUGUGAAGAUUGUGAAGUUCUGAAGGUCUGAUAAUCAUACAGGAAAGAAGUUAUUGGGUUUGCAGAACAGUUCUUACAUACUGUUCUGUAUUUUACUGCAUAUGAUAAAUCGCACAAUUCAAAAUCAGAGUAAACGUCAACUGACAUCUAUUAUAAGUUGAUUAUGAUUAUUAAAAAAUAUUUUAUAUAUAUAUAUAUAUAUAUAUAUACAUAUAUAUAUAUAUAUAUAUAUAUAUAUAUGUAUAUAUAUAUAUAUAUAUAUAUAUAUAUAUAUAUAUAUAUAUGUAUAUAUAUAUAUAUAUAUAUAUAUAUAUAUAUACAUAUACAACAUUGUGGUGAGUGUCUUGUCACACCCCUAACAAACAAUUAUUAUUUUUUUAUUAUUUGUUUUUUAUAUUUUUAGGUACUUUCUCAUUAUUAUAUUUCUCAUUAUAAUAUUUUGCGAUUUCUUCUAACAAGAAGACCUCUUGUUAUUUUAAGUCACUUUCUUGAUAUUUUGAGAUACUUGAUAGAUAUUUUGAGAUUUCUCAUUAUUUUAAGAACCUUUCUUGAUAUUUUGAGAUCUUUUUGUCUCUGUUUUGAAAUGUCUUAUUAUUUUGAGAUCUUUUCUUGAUAUUUUAAGAAACUGUAUCAUUAUUUUAAGUAACUUACUUGAUAUUUUAAGAGAUCUUUUUCUGUAUUUUGACAUUCUUGUUCCAUAGUUUGGACUUUUUAAGAUCUUUUCUAUAUAUUUUGUGACAGAAAUUUUAAAAACUUUACCAUUAUUAUGGAAAGAUUUCUUAUUAUUUUGAGACAAUUUCUCAUUUAGAGAUCAUUAUUUUGAGAUGUUAUUUUAUUAGUUUGAGAAACUUUUUUGUUAAUUUGAGAUCCUCUCUUAUUAUUUGAGGUUUGUUCUCGUUAUUUUGAGAAACAUUUAGUUUUACGUUUUUGUCAGUAAUGUAACUGUAUGAUACAGAUACAGCAGACAUGAGUGUAAUAAAACCCAGAGUAUUCUUUUAACUCUUAACUCUUGAGGAGAGGGGAGUUUGUCCUGGUUUUGAUGUUUUAAGGACGAUAACGAGGUUUUAGUUAGAGCUUUUAGUAUGGAAUGAUUUUCAGUAAAGGAAUACUGCCUCCUUAUAAAAAUGUAUUAUUACUGUAUUCUAUAAAACUGGAAUACAAUCUUCUUCUAAAGAAGAAGUCUAAUUUUACCAGCCCUAAUCCCCAGACAAGAGGUCACCAACCCAACCAAAGAACCCAUCCAACCCAACCCAUACGAUUAAUUAACCAAACAGAGGAGGGUCGGAGAGUGAUGACACGAGGAGUGAGAAGCAGCCGAAAGCCGAGCUCCACAGCUUUUCUCUCUUCGUCAAAUGUAUAUGUUUUUUUUGUAAAUGACAGAUAUUAAUAUAUAUAAAUAUAUACAUUUAUAUUAAUGAAAGGCAUCACUGUUUAUGUUGAUCUGUGUGUUUGAGACUGUAAAUAGUCAUGUGUAAUGUUUGUUAUUUAUGACUCUGAACAUUGUUUUAGCAUUUUACCGUGCUUUCUGUCUAAAGGCCUAACCGGGCCUCCAAUAUUUGCUACUUUUUUACUCUGGGAAAAUGUUCAGAUUUUAGUGUCUUUUAUAAAAAGGUGAGAUGGUGACGACUACUGGAGCUUCAUCUAAAUGAAAAUAAAAAUCUAAAAUUGA
This is a messenger RNA of Astyanax mexicanus (Mexican tetra), 5618 nucleotides long. It is a transcript of the gene ypel2b, whose product is annotated as yippee-like 2b. The transcript is spliced from 5 exons. The record is from RefSeq and is a predicted model, not a curated record. NCBI's taxonomy places the organism in Eukaryota, Metazoa, Chordata, Actinopteri, Characiformes, Acestrorhamphidae. The coding region runs from base 331 to 690 and encodes 119 amino acids.